CAUGGAUGGGGUCAGCUUGCACCGAAGGGAGCGAAGCAAAAAGGGCGAAAAGUGGAUGUUUGAUAGAUUUGAGUUGUUUUUCGUUUAGCAGCUGCUGUGAAGGAUAAAGAAGUUCAUCCGGGAACAAGUCACAAAAUGGAAUGCGUGUUGGUGUAGCUGAUGCCCUGCAUGCUGCUGUCUGAAGAGCUUUAGCAGGAGAAGAGCCGUAAGCAUGGACAUGGACGACUUUCCUCCCCCGCCUCCUGAAAUGUUGGCAGGUGAUGAAGAUGAGGGGGAGCCCUUUGAUUUCGAUGACAGUGGUGAUGACAUCCCUGAGGCUGCUUGCCCACCUCCUGCACUCGUGACGCCUCUGGCUCCCGUCAGUAGGGAUCAGAGCACAGACUGUACUGUAAACAGCCUUCUCCCCAUUGGAGACUCCCCAGCACCUUCCAACACAGCUCCAUCAGCAGCAGAUGGAACAGUGGCCACAGCAGGUGGUGUAGCAGCAAAAGCUGAAGGGACAUCUGCUGCUGAUGGGACUGAUGACAGGGAGAAAGAUUUACCACCACCUCCACCUCCAGCCCCUCCCCUGGAUGAUGACAAAGAGACACAUCCUGGAACAGCAGCAGGCAGCAAAGUCCAGAGUGUAUCCAUCAGUGACGCUCACCCUCCACAGAUCGACCCCAGUUCCCCCCCCCAGGGCAAAGUCAACCCCUACUCUGUGAUUGACAUCACUUCCUUCCAGCAGCAUGGCCCCGCCUCUUCCACCCCCUCACCAGUUGAGCUCAAGGAAGGAGAGGGAGAAGGCCAGGACCCCCACAGCAGCCCUGCUGGCAACACUUCAGGAUACUCGGUGCCUGUGCCAUGUGGCUAUGCAACCCCCUCUGGUGUACCGCUCAUCACACCAGCUUACACCACACCCGUCAUCAUACGACAUCUCUCCGUAGAUGAAGAUGUGACACCGGCUGUGACUGGACUCACCUGUGCUGACAGUGUUUUCAGUGACGAGUAUCCACCCAUUAGAGAAGAGGACGCUUUGGCAAAAUGGGCAUCAGAUCCUGCCAACACAGCAUGGAUGGAAAAUCCAGAUGAGGUGAUUUAUGAUGACGUGCCGAGAGAAAACUCUGACUCCAACACAGAUCCAGAUGAGAUGAUCUAUGACGAUGUGGAGCUCGGUGAAGAGGGUGGCUGCAACAGCUCCCUUGACAAUGGCUGGAGCUCCAGUGAGUUUGAAAGCUAUGAUGAAGCCAGUGAUGGGGAGGGUCGCCCUGAGAAUGGCCUGCCCCAUGCCUUCAUGAGAGGAAAGCCGCCCCAGAGGAAGACCCAUCUCUCUCAAGAUCUGACACGCUUGAAAGAACACUAUGAGAAAAAGAUGAAAGAUCUAAUGGCAAAUACAGUGGGAACGGUAGAGCUGCAGCAGUUAAAACAGAAACACGAGCAAAAGAUGCAAAAGCUGGUGAAAGCAGCCAAGGAAGGGACCAAAGAUGGACUUGAGAAAACCAAAGCUGCAGUGAAGAAAGGACGCUCUUUCAUCAAAACCAAGUCAUUCUGUCACGAGAAGUCAGCCUGUUUCGAGGAUGAGGAGUCUAGACUCUUCAUUGAGGUGGACUGUUUUAAUGUUGAGCCUGUACUGUGUCCAGCACCGGAGGGUCUUUCACAGCAACAGCUGGUGAGACGAUGCAUUCUGGGGUCGAUACUGGAAAGUGAGAAGAAUUAUCUUGAUGCGCUCAAGAGGAUUUUAGAGCAAUAUGAGAAGCCCCUGUCCCAGAUUGAGCCCAGACUGCUGAGUGACAGGAAACUGAAGAUGACUUUCUAUCGUGUGCGUGAGAUCCUGCAGUGCCACUUCCUGUUCCAGAUCGCCCUGGCAAGCCGUGUGGCUGAGUGGGACAGCCUGGAGAUGAUUGGAGAUGUCUUCGUAGCUUCGUUUUCAAAGUCCAUGGUGCUGGACGCCUACAGUGAGUAUGUGAAUAACUUCAGCACUGCAAUGGCGGUCGUGAGGAAGACGUGCGCCUCCAAACCUGCUUUCCUGGAAUUCCUCAAGCAUCGUCAGGAAACCAGCUGUGACCGGAUGACUCUGUAUGGGCUGAUGAUGAAGCCCAUACAGAGAUUCCCUCAGUUCAUUUUGCUUCUACAGGACAUGCUGAAGAACACACCGGUGGGUCACUCAGACCGCCUGCCCCUGCAGAUGGCCCUGACCGAAUUGGAGACUCUGGCUGAGAAGCUCAAUGAAAGGAAGAGAGAAGCCGACCAGCGCUGUGAGAUCCGGCACAUCGCAAAGGCCAUGAACGAACGCUACCUCAACAAGCUUCUAAGUAACGGCAGCCGCUACUUGAUCCGCUCAGACGACAUGGUGGAAACAGUCUACAACGAGCGUGGUGAAAUCAUCAAAACCAAGGAGCGACGCCUGUUCCUGCUCAACGAUGUGCUGAUGUGUGCCACGCCCAACAUCCGAUGUCAGGAUGGCAGUGGGAGUGGGAGUGGAAAUGUCCCAUAUGACCAGAAGUUCCUCCUAAAGUGGAGCGUGCCUUUGAGCUUCGUGGAGGUGCUUGAGUUCGGAUCCAGCGAGGACAUGGUGGACCACAGCCGCUUCCCUCAUUCGGGGGAGAAAGUGGUGAUCAGCGCUAAGCCAAACAAGCUGUAUAUGGGCCCUGGCCAGCUGUACCAGGAUCUGCAGAAUCUAAUCCAUGAUCUCAGCCUGGUCAACCAGAUCUCCACCAUGAUUGGCAGCCUCAAAGGAAACUACCAGAAUGUAAAUCCCACAGUGGCCCAAGACUGGGUCUCAGGACUCCAGAGGCUGAUACUGAAGAAGGAGGAGGAGAUCAGGGCAGCUGACCGGUGUAGGAUCCAACUCCAGCUGCCUGGCAAACAAGACAAGACGGGUAAACCCACUUACUUCAGUGCCGUGUUCAACACUCUCAGCCCAGCCAUCAAACAGUCAUGGAUCAGCAACUUGCAGAUGGCAAAGCUGGCUCUGGAGGAGGACAACAUGCAGGGCUGGUUCUUUGCAGAGGAUGAUGGAAAUCAGAUCAAAAAGCAGAAACACCCCCUGCUGCUUCGACAGAUGCCUGUGGUCAUGUCAAAACUGCAAGAGUUUAAGGUGGAGUGUGCUGUUCAUAAUCCAGAGCCCCAUAUCAACACAGAGAGCACAGCAGACACCCCAGUGGUGGGCCAUGGAUGUGUCUGGGUUGCAAGUUGCACCAAUCAGAUGGGACAGAUUGCCAUAGUGGCCAUGCAGAACUCCAGCCCUAAGGUGACUGAGUGUUUCAAUGUGGAGUCUCGGAUUCUCUGCAUGGCCUACGUCCCAGCGGAGCAGGUCGAGGAGAACGGUGGAAACGUCCCUGAGAAUAGCCAUGCUUCCUCAGCGAGGCCCACUGAGACCCCCAGUGUCUGUCUGGGCAUGGAGGAGGGGAGCAUCAUCGUGUACAAGAGCAGCCAGCGGUCCAAGAAAGUACGUCUGCAGCAUUUCUUCACCCCAGACAAGUCCACGGUCACCAGCCUGGUGUACAGGAAGUGCUGCCUGUACGCGGGGCUGGUCAGCGGCGCCGUGGCGGUCUACGCCAGAUCACAAGACGGUUUGUGGAGCAGCGACCACCCCACGUUACUGAAGCUGGGGGUCCUCCCUGUGAAGGCCAUGCUUGCUGUGGAGGAGCACCUCUGGGCCUCCUCAGGUGGACAGGUCUUCAUCAUCAGCACCCACACACACUCAGUAGAGCGGCAGUUGGAGGCCCACCAGGAUGAGGGCAUGGUGGUGUCCCAUAUGGUGGUGGCCGGGGUCGGCAUAUGGAUCGCCUUCAGCUCUGGUUCCACGCUGCGACUCUUCCACACCGAAACCCUCGAGCACCUGCAGGACAUAAACAUCGCCACACCUGUCCACAGUAUUCUUCCAGGGAACCAAAGAGUGUCGGUGAGCAGUCUGCUGGUUUGUCACGGUCUCCUACUGGUAGGGACCAACUUGGGAGUGACUGUGGCUCUCUCUGUCCCCAGACUGCAGGGCAUCCCCAAAGUAACAGGUCGGGGCAUGGUGUCAUUACACGCUCACAAUGGACCAGUCAAGUUCCUCACCGCGGCCGCUGCAGUGUGUAACCGGCCGUCUGGUCUGCCACUCCAGCCUGCAGAGUCAAAGGAUGUGGAGAGCACCCAGCCUCCAUCAGACUCAUCCCCGACACCCCCUCAAGGAUGUGGGGUGUGGCUCGGAGAGGCGGGCUGCACCACCAUGGCUCUCCAGGACUCCCUGUCCUCCUCAUCCUGCGGCUCUCUAGCUCCAUCCCAGGGUUCCUUGGAGCACGGGCCUGAAGAUGGGGCCCUUUACGAUGUGCUUCAUGACCCGGCCCAUCACCAGAGGGGCCGCCGCUCAAGUAAGGUGGAUGUGAGUUCUCUCUUGGUGGUAUCUGGAGGUCUGGGGCACCGCAGGGUCAACAAGAAGACCAAACAGUCGCGCCACGAGGACACCACCUCUACCAUCAUGAUCUGGCAGAUCCCCUUACUCAACAUGUGACACCAGCACCAAGGUGAAUCCAGAAGUGCUGCAUACAACUCUCACAAGAAGAUCUACUGUUAACACUUGACAGAAUAUUUGGGACCAGAAUGGGACAAAGAUCAGGAAAGAGCAGGCAGAGGACGGCCGCAGAGCAGCCGAAGGCCGGACUGAAGUCCAUAAGGACGGAAACACGGUCUCUGAUGUUGGCCGGUGUUGCUCUGUGAUAUAGCUAACACAUUUAUUACUCUCCAGUGUUUCAGGUUCAGCGUGUGGAGCUGCAGUAUUUAAAUCAGUGUUGAAAAGAAAUUAAAGAGUUAAGACAUGAAUAUCCUGACUGCUUGGAGGUGCGUAAGGAAACGGCUACGUGAGCUUCUCUGGGCUUUGGACAGAGUUUCUAUCAGAGCUGCACCUUUAAGGAUGACAGCUGAGGAGUCUGUGCAUGAGGUCAGAGAGGGCGCGCGCGUGUGUGUAUACGAGUGUGUGUGUUGUGUCACUCCUGUAGCAGCUUCUCUGAUGCUCCACUGUGCUAACAGAGAGGAUUUUAAAGGUGAGACCUGAUGAAUAAAGUGGUUUGUGAGGUCUGAUGAGGAUCCUGCUGGUCAGGUUCCUGUUCAUGGAGGGAGGAAAGACUUGCUGCCAGCAUGAGAGAUUUUUGUUUCUGGAUGUCUUAAAAAAAUAUGAAAAGCUUUAUACCUGUGCCACACCUUUUAUGUGCUUGUGUUUAUUAACAAAUGUAUAAACACUGUUUUAUUACGCACA
Molecule: messenger RNA, 5215 nt
Organism: Archocentrus centrarchus (flier cichlid)
Lineage: Eukaryota; Metazoa; Chordata; Actinopteri; Cichliformes; Cichlidae
Gene: arhgef10
Product: Rho guanine nucleotide exchange factor (GEF) 10
Exons: 30
Coding region: 212-4474 (1420 amino acids)
Biological process (GO): mitotic spindle assembly; actin cytoskeleton organization; positive regulation of stress fiber assembly
Cellular component (GO): centrosome
Molecular function (GO): guanyl-nucleotide exchange factor activity; protein binding
Source: RefSeq, a predicted model, not a curated record